UCGCAUAUUAACGUGGUUCGGCUCAUGUCUGCGUGCGUGUUUCCAUAAAGUAGAAGCCGUGGAAAGCUGCUCCAGCCGGGAGAUUUUACCCAUCCACGAAGCCGACCUUGAGCUGAAACUGAAGGAAGGUCAAAGCUGAAGCGACGGAGGGCUGAAGAGUUAAAAGAGAGAGACAGAGACAGCUUCAAACUAGAAAACUCCCCGGUUUAAAGGCUUUUUUUUUUUUUUUUUUAGAGGAGCUUGAAACGAGUUAAAGAUGAACGUUUUCUAAACGGAGCCAACCAGGAGACCCACGGGAAGGCUGUCCAUCAACGGUAACGACACACCGGCAGACAAAGAGAAGCACUCCCCUCCCAUCGCCGCCAUGGACCCGGGGAAGCAAAUAACAUUCCCGCUGUUGAUGAGCGUUGGGGCUGCUGUGAUUGGCUCCCUGCAGUUUGGAUACAACACAGGCGUCAUCAAUGCACCGCAGAAGAUCAUCGAGAAGUUCAUCAACGAGACGUACGUCGAGCGCUACAACGAGCCCAUCCCCGAAGCCUCCCUCACAGCCAUCUGGUCCAUCGCCGUCUCCAUGUUCUCCGUCGGAGGCAUCUUCAGCUCCUUCUCCGUCGGAUUCUUCGUCAACCGUUUGGGAAGGAGGAACUCGAUGCUGAUAGCCAACGUGUUAGCCUUCAUCUCCGCCGCCCUGAUGGGUUUCUCAAAGAUGGCCAGCUCCUGGGAAAUGCUCAUCAUCGGCCGCUUCAUAGUCGGCCUCUACUCGGGCCUCUGCACCGGUUUCGUGCCCAUGUACGUAGGCGAGAUCUCCCCGACGGCCCUGCGAGGCGCCUUGGGCACGCUGCACCAGCUGGGCAUCGUCGUGGGCAUCCUCAUCGCGCAGGUGUUCGGGUUGGAGAUGAUCAUGGGCAACGACGACUACUGGCCGCUCCUGCUGGGCUUUCUCUUCAUCCCGGCUGUGAUACAGACCGUCGUGCUGCCGUUUUGCCCCGAGAGCCCCCGCUUCCUGCUCAUCAACAGGAACGAAGAGAAUAAGGCCAAAACAGUCAUGAAGAAGCUCCGAGGCACGACCGACGUGAGCAACGACAUGCAGGAGAUGAAGGAGGAGAGCCGGCAGAUGAUGAGGGAGAAAAAAGUGACCAUCUUGGAGCUUUUCCGCUCUCCGCUCUAUCGCCAGCCCAUCAUUAUCGCCAUCAUCCUGCAGCUCUCCCAGCAGCUCUCCGGCAUCAACGCUGUCUUUUAUUUCUCCACGCGGAUCUUUGAGAACGCCGGAGUGGCGCAGCCGAUCUAUGCCACCAUCGGAGCCGGUGUGGUCAACACCGCCUUCACCGUCGUUUCUGUGUUUGUUGUGGAGCGCGCUGGGCGCAGGUCUUUGCACCUCCUGGGACUGAUGGGCAUGGCUGGAUCUGCCGUCCUGAUGACCAUAGCCUUGGCUCUCCUGGAACAAUUCAAGUGGAUGUCCUAUUUGAGCAUCGUGGCCAUAUUCGCCUUUGUUGCGUUCUUUGAGUUGGGCCCAGGGCCCAUCCCCUGGUUCAUCGUAGCAGAGCUGUUCUCACAGGGACCCAGGCCGUCGGCCAUGGCUGUAGCCGGCUGCUCCAACUGGAUAGCCAACUUUAUAGUGGGGAUGAGCUUCCAGUAUGUAGAGAAACUUUGCGGCCCCUACGUGUUUAUCAUCUUCACUAUUCUGCUGCUCAUUUUCUUCAUCUUCACGUACUUCAAAGUGCCAGAGACCAGGGGCCGGACGUUUGACGACAUUUCUGCCGGCUUCCGCCAGACGGCCUCUGCAGGAGCAAUUAAGCACUCGCCGGAGGAGCUGAACAGCCUGGGAGCGGACUCUCAGCUCUGA
Fundulus heteroclitus (mummichog) is the source of this 1840-nucleotide messenger RNA. RefSeq names its product solute carrier family 2 member 1b (gene slc2a1b). Gene Ontology annotation, biological process: monosaccharide transmembrane transport; response to insulin. The record is from RefSeq and is a predicted model, not a curated record. Bases 365 to 1840 code for a protein of 491 amino acids. Gene Ontology annotation, molecular function: hexose transmembrane transporter activity. Gene Ontology annotation, cellular component: apical plasma membrane; basolateral plasma membrane. NCBI's taxonomy places the organism in Eukaryota, Metazoa, Chordata, Actinopteri, Cyprinodontiformes, Fundulidae. The transcript has 10 exons.